AUGGCUGACUCUGACCCUGGGGAAAGAAACUGCGACAACAUGCUGAGAAUGCUGUCAGACCUGAAUAAAGACUUGGAAAAGAUCCUGGAAGAGAUGGAGAAAAUCUCAGUGCAGGCCACAUGGAUGGCCUACGACAUGGUGGUGAUACGCACCAACCCCACCCUGGCAGAGUCCAUGCGCCGGCUGGAGGACGCCUUUCUCAAUUGCAAGGAAGAGAUGGAGAAGAACUGGCAAGAGCUGCUCAGUGAGACCAAGCGCACCCAGUAG
Messenger RNA from Pipistrellus nathusii (Nathusius's pipistrelle), 267 nucleotides. The record is from the annotation of a GenBank genome assembly. Lineage: Eukaryota; Metazoa; Chordata; Mammalia; Chiroptera; Vespertilionidae.